UCACCAUGUGAAGAGCUUGCACCACCUAAGAAUGGAGCCAAAGCGUGUGAAACGUGGUUGGCUGGGCUUAUGUGCACGGUACAUUGUAAUAACGGAUAUGGAUUUGCAAACCAACCGCAUCCCGUAUAUUUCUGUCGUCCUACUACUGGAGAAUGGUUGCAUGAAGGGGACAACAAAGGGAAAAAACCAUCCCUUCCUGAUUGCUCAAGUAAGGAACUGCAAUACAAGAGUCAACUUUCUUUAAUUUAAGAUGGACUUGACCGUUGUGAUCGGAGACUGGACAACAGCAGGGACCAACUUUAGGGGUACUUACCAUUUACAUUCGGGGAACUGGAAACAUACGGGGAACCGAUCCCUUUGAAAAAUCUACUUGUGCGCGCCAUUCCGUUUGGGAAACUCCAGAAGAUACUGGCUUUUUUGAUGCGAUGCGAUUUUUCUACUCUUUUUAGGAUUUCAGAUGGUAUGGAUAUACUUUGUGGGGAUCGUUUUUCCUUGAUAUAAAAUUUAAUGGUUUUUGUAAAUGGCAAGCACCCCUAGUGUCUAUUUUAGAGAGAUGUUAGUCUGAUAGAAGUUUUCGUUAAGAGAGAGUUCAGUGAGAGUUGACUUUAUUAAUCUUAACUCUCAUCUUCAACUUUUCCCGUAUCGCAUAACUGAUGGGCUUAAUUAAGGUCUGCUAAAAUCAAGGACCGUAGCUUAAACGCAGUAUUUUUUUUCGUAAAGGCGCCUACAUUACAGGUAAGCAAUUAACAUCUGAAUAUCGGUUUACUCAACAAGGGUAACCAAGGUCAUUAGCUAACGCAUGUCUUUGUUGGGAAAGAGGUUUAGUUGUGAUUGGACGGUUAAUGUUCACUUGGGUGCCCCACCUCAUUGAGUUUGUUAAGUCAUAACCUAUUAAUUUUUUCAAUUAUUUUUCUCCAUAAUAGAGACACACAUACCCAAAAGUGCUUUGGUGAACGGGCAAUACCACUAUCUCACUGACAAUUGUGGCGGAGAAGGAAUGAGAGAAGAGAUCGCAAGGAACUUCAUAGAACUUUUAAUGACAACAUCGUUUGGUCAAGCUGGAGCUUGUAGUGACGUCUCUCAGUGUAAUAUUCAAAACGUCAAGGUCGAAUGUGGCGUUACAACUCGUCGAAAAAGAGAUACGACUAGUAACCAAAAUACGACGACAAUUCCUUUGACUAUUAGCUUUUCGUUACAAAUUCCUUUAUCUGGCGAUCUCAACACCUCUGUGGAUAUAAACCAGACAUCCGUCCAAAUUUCGAAGGAAGUACUAACUGUUCUGAGCAAAGUCGAUAUGACUUUGAAUGUCAGUGGAAUGGUUAUACGUACAGAUCCUUCAAAACCUCCACAAUUUCAGCUCUCUCGUCUGGUUUGUGAAGAGGGGCAAGUACAGAGUGGAGUGAUGUGUGGUAAG
Molecule: messenger RNA, 1414 nt
Organism: Porites evermanni
Lineage: Eukaryota; Metazoa; Cnidaria; Anthozoa; Scleractinia; Poritidae
Source: the annotation of a GenBank genome assembly